Messenger RNA from Thamnophis sirtalis, 1203 nucleotides. The record is from RefSeq and is a predicted model, not a curated record. Lineage: Eukaryota; Metazoa; Chordata; Lepidosauria; Squamata; Natricidae.
UACUCUUUUGCCCCGUUUCACCAGCAACCACCUCUUCCUUAUUAAGACCUCUGAGUGUGCGUUUCCUCUAUAGAGUUACAAGCAUCCACCAGCCCUCUCCAACCCGGCAAGGAUUUAAUCCUCGAAGUGAUCCACCAACUAACCCCCCAACUGAAGAUAAGAGGGUGGGGGCUGCACAAAAAAAAAAGGACAUCAUCACCACCACCACCACCCACCCCUCCUUAGCCCCCUUUUCCAUCGGGGGGACGGCGCCAGCUGGGACCAAAACACGAGCCUGCCUGCCUGCCCUUAAGAUGCUAAUCCCGCUGAUGAAAGCGCCCGAGAGAUGAUCAAACGCUGAAAAGGACGGAAGAUUGCACUAUUUUGACCCCCUUCGACUUCCAUAAAUAUAUAUUUUUGGAGAGAGAAAAAAAACUUGGUGGGACCUUAAAAAAAAAAGCGCCCACUCUUCCUUGCCCCCAGCUUCGCUUCCGUUGGCAUCCAUCCGCUCCUCCGCCCUGCCCAAUUUCGUCUGGGUGAUGGAUGAAUUCCAUCCUUUCAUUGAGGCCCUCCUCCCUCAUGUCCGGGCUUUCGCCUACACCUGGUUCAACCUCCAGGCCCGGAAGCGCAAGUACUUCAAGAAACACGAGAAACGGAUGACGAAAGAUGAGGAGCGGGCUGUGAAAGACGAGCUGCUCAACGAGAAACCGGAAGUGAAACAGAAGUGGGCUUCGCGCUUGCUGGCCAAGCUGCGCAAGGACAUCCGUCCCGAGUACCGGGAGGACUUUGUGCUCUCCAUCACGGGGAAGAAGCCCUCGUGCUGCGUCCUCUCCAACCCCGAUCAGAAGGGCAAAAUGCGCCGAAUCGACUGUCUCCGCCAGGCUGACAAAGUCUGGCGCCUCGACCUCGUCAUGGUGAUCCUCUUCAAAGGAAUCCCCCUGGAGAGCACCGAUGGGGAACGCCUUGUCAAGGCCACACAGUGCACCAACCCUGUCCUCUGUGUCCAGCCACACCACAUCAGUGUCUCGGUCAAGGAGCUUGACCUCUACCUGGCAUAUUUUGUCCGCGAGAGAGAUUCAGAUCAAAGCAGCAGUCCCAGGACGGGAAUCGGUUCUGACCAGGAGGAUAGUAAACCCAUAAUCAUGCUGGAUGCAGCAGAUUUUCAAGAGAAUUUUGUUACGUCAGGUGUGUUCAGUGUCACAGAACUUAUCCAAGUUUCCCGGA